CAUUCCCUCAUAAUGCUAAAACCAAAAGUUAUAUCACAAGUUCUGCGACAAACAACCACAGGUGGAAUUAAAGCAGCGAUGCUAAUGAACACUGGAGGCUCAUUACUUGCGUUUGCAGCCGCAUCAGAUAGAGAAGCACGAAUUUAUGCCGCGAUCGCAGCCAACUUAUGGUCAACCUAUCUCAAAAGCGCCAUGACAGGAUCCUCCUUUCGAAAUGAAGCUGAUGGAGACGAUCUAAGAAUACUUAUCUUGCCUUGCGAAGAAGGCGUGGUUGCCGUCGCUGCACCAAGCACCAUGCUACUUUGCUUAGUCGGAGAUAGCACCAUCGAACUUGGUCUGCUCAAAGCAAAGGUUGAAGCAGUUUCCAAACAUUUACAAGAGCCUCUCGAGCGAGUUGCUAGCUACCAGCAAUGAUCGAGUUUACAAACUUUUUCUAUUGCCUUUCAUGACCGAUGCGACCUGAUGCAAGGCUGUAUCGCCAUUAUCCCCCCAAUUGCCUCCUACUCAAUUACUUCUCUGAUCAUGCAGAAAGCGUCAUAGAUAACCAUUGUUCACAUUUAUCGUCCUCUCGGCGACGGUCCCCAACCACUCCACUGAAUGCCUCACUUAUGAAGAGAACAUACUUAACACAUUUUUAAUGUCAUUUCAGGAGAAAAGAUUUUGUAACAUAGAGUAACGUGUUCUAGGCCUAAGCAUAAAUAUAUUUUGAGUCAAAAUCCAUUAGCAAUUGUGCGAAUUGUUUCUCACGUCCUACCUCUUAAAGUCAAAUUUUAUACAUUAUGGUCUAGAUGUUCACAUUUGGGUAUAAAGGGCAAUCCAAUCA
Umbelopsis ramanniana AG is the source of this 823-nucleotide messenger RNA. RefSeq lists its product as uncharacterized. The transcript has 3 exons. Bases 13 to 414 code for a protein of 133 amino acids. Gene Ontology annotation, biological process: cellular response to amino acid stimulus; positive regulation of TOR signaling. The record is from RefSeq and is a predicted model, not a curated record. Gene Ontology annotation, molecular function: guanyl-nucleotide exchange factor activity; molecular adaptor activity. Gene Ontology annotation, cellular component: Ragulator complex. NCBI's taxonomy places the organism in Eukaryota, Fungi, Mucoromycota, Umbelopsidomycetes, Umbelopsidales, Umbelopsidaceae.